This is a messenger RNA of Cuscuta campestris, 2811 nucleotides long. The record is from the annotation of a GenBank genome assembly. NCBI's taxonomy places the organism in Eukaryota, Viridiplantae, Streptophyta, Magnoliopsida, Solanales, Convolvulaceae.
AUCAAACGUCACAAAACAAAACACUUCGGUAGGAGUGUAACCAUUCAAGCCCCAAGCCUCAAUCUUGGUUCUUUUCAUGUUUCUUGGAUUCACAGUAUGGUAGAUGCUUAGAAGUUCUUCAAAUUAUUUCCGGGAACAUUGUGCGAAUUUGGGAAUGUUUAUAAGGAAUCCUUGAAAACUGCAUUGAGAUGGGGGCAGAGAGACACGGCUCCAAGAGAGGGGGAGGAGGAGGAGGUUAUGUUGGUGGUUUUCUGCAGCUUUUUGAUUGGAAUGCAAAAUCAAGAAAGAAGUUGUUUUCUAGCAAAUCUGAUUCACCUGAGCAUUCCAAAAUGAAAAAGAGAUGCGACGGGAAUUUGCCAAUGACUCGAUAUCAUCUGGUUGAGGAGGAUGAGAUGAACACUAACACCGGCAGUUAUAGCUAUGCAUCAUCAAUGACAGAUGAUGAAGAGUUUUGUGUGAAGCCCCCGGGGGUGGUGGCGAGGCUUAUGGGCUUGGAUCCAUUGCCUCCAUCAUCAUCAAACUUGUCGCAGUUCUACUCAAGCACUCCAUUUUCUGAGCCAUGUUGGCGCUCAAGAAACCAGAAGGCGAUCGCGACACCAAUUCACAAGUUCCAAACUGAGAUUUUGCCUCCCAAAUAUGCCAAGACAAUACCAAUCACUCACCACAAGCUUCUCUCGCCUAUCAAGAGUGCAUCUUCCAUCCUGCCCGAAAAUGCUGCCCAAAUCAUGGAAGCAGCAGCUAGAAUUAUCGAGCCCAGCGUGACAACCAGACCAAAAAUGCCAUCUUUGGGUGGUUCUUGUUUGGCUCCCUUGAAGGUGAGAGACCUUAAAGUGAAAGUCGAGUCGGCUUCUAGAAGGGUUAGUGGAACCAAUACCACGAAAUGUCUCAACAGAAGUGCAUCAAAGGAGAGGGUUGUGGUUACUUCAGAGUCAGAAGAAAGUUAUGGUGGGACGAAAUCUAAAGGGAAGUCAAUUUCUUUAGCACUACAAGCAAAGGAGAAUGUGCUAAAGAGGGAGGGAUUGAAUAAUGUUUCUAGCGCGAAAGAACCAAGCGAUCUAUAUUCAAAUCAGAUCAUGCAAAGAAAUAACAUUCAAAAGAAACCAUCAUCUGCAGUUAGUGUUCUUAGGCAGAACAAUCAAAAGCAGAAUUGCUCAUCCGAUAGAGGAAAACCAUCUUCAAAGCCACAAGGAAAGAGAGCACUCACCAGAGAUUCUUCUUUUUCUCAGCAUAAAUCUUCAACAAUGAAAAAAAGUGCUGAAAGCUCUAACAAAAUCAGUUCAAGGGGGUUGAGCUUGGAAAUGAGUACAAACAAAAAGGAAGAAAUAUUUUUCAGUAACAAAAACAUGACGCGAAAGAAACAACGGUCUACAGAUGGCAAUUUCUCGUCUGGGAAAAAGCAUUCGACUUCGGGCAAUAGGAGUGAAGAACUCUUUCAAUCUUGUGGAUUGAUGGAUAGGGAAGGGACAAACAUAGUUUCUUUUACAUUCAAAGCUCCCUUAACACGUUCUACGCCCAUCAAUGAGAUAUCCAAAGGAGUGGAGAAAAACUCUUCUGAUCUUAGUGCAGAUUAUAGAGUUAAAAAGUUUCAUCAUUCCCCAGAGAGAAUCAGUAGCUUGAAGUCACCCUUAUUAGCUCAUGAUGGCAUAGGAGGAAGAGAUUUAAGCUAUCUUUUGGAACAAAAGCUUAGAGAACUUACUGAGAAAGUGGAACCUUCUUGCCAAACAUCAACCAUUUUGCAUGAUGAUCCCAUGCAAAUAGACCAUCUCCCGGUUAGCCAACAUCACUUCGUCUUUUCUUCAACAGAUUCCAUGGAAAUGACAGUGAAACACAAACGACAGGCAGUCGAAGGAACGUGCCAUUAUACAAAAAAGUUGUGUGAUCGACGAUUCCCUAGCCCCAUAUCUGUUCUUGAGAAUUAUAAUUAUUCUACAGAAAGUUGCAAUUAUUCAGAUAUGGAGAGUAAUACUACACCGAGCAGUAAGCAAAGUUCAUCAAAUCACGCUCAAGAAAUUGUUGGCAUUACCUCAUUGAACAGGCUCCAUUCCAGGGAAGCUGAUUCUGAGCUGCUGGACUCAGCUUCUUCAAGAACUUCAUAUUUCACCGAAGAUCGAAAAGCCCACAUCGGAAAAUCACCAUCCGAAUGGGAGCUAGAAUAUGUGAAGGAGAUUAUUGGCAGUACAAAUCUUGACUUGAUGAUGAUGAUACUCCAUGCUUUCUCAGUAAAGCCACAUCUUUAUGACCUGCUGGAGUGCAGAAAAGUGAUGGAUGGCCAUGGACAUGACCUGAGACUAGAACGAAAGGUUCUAUUCGAUUGCGUGAGCGAAUGCUUGGAGUCAAUGUGCGCGAAAUACGGAGGAGGCUGUGGGUAUGAGAUGUGGGCAAAGGGUACAUUGGUAGUUGGACGAAAGGACCGUCUUGCAGAAGAAGUGUACAGGGAGAUACUGAGGUGGAGUGGGCUUAGAGACUCCAUGGUUGAUGAGCUUGUGGACAUGGACAUGAGCAAUGGCUCUGGGAAAUGGUUGGACUUUGAAACCGAAGAGUUUGAGCUUGGAUUGCAGCUAGAGAAUGGUUUGAUUGAUUCUUUACUUGAUGAAGUGGUUAAGGACAUGUUAAUUGUUCUUUGAAACUGAUGGCAUUUGAAUUUGGGAUUUGCAAGAUAGAGGAAAUUCUUUACUCUAAGUUUGGAUUGACACUAGCUUUUGAUUAUAUAUUACAUCUUUCAUUGUUUUUUUGGCUCUACUACAUAUACGUGUUUGAAUUCGGUUAUUUUGACAUUGACUUCUCACGUCAUAAUAAGACAUUGUUCCAGUU